Molecule: messenger RNA, 605 nt
Organism: Harmonia axyridis
Lineage: Eukaryota; Metazoa; Arthropoda; Insecta; Coleoptera; Coccinellidae
Product: REPTOR-binding partner
Exons: 4
Coding region: 113-463 (116 amino acids)
Biological process (GO): regulation of DNA-templated transcription
Cellular component (GO): nucleus
Molecular function (GO): DNA-binding transcription factor activity
Source: RefSeq, a predicted model, not a curated record
UCAAUGACCUUGCAUAUGUUUGUAAACACACAAAAAGAAAAGACACGUUGAAUUGUAUUUUCUUCGAAGUGUUACCUUUUUCUUGACCAAAUAUUGAGAUCUAGUGAUAAAAAUGGAUUUUCAAGAAAUGGCAGUGAUCGAGGAACAACCUUCAUUGGAAGGUCCUAUUCGUAAGGAAUCAGGAAAGAGGGGACGUAAGCCAGGAAGAAAAUCAGGAGAUAAAGUGGACAUGAGAGCGAAGUUAGAACGAAGUAGGCAGAGUGCAAGAGAAUGCAGAGCAAGAAAGAAACUUAGAUAUCAGUAUCUAGAAGAACUAGUUGCAGACAGAGAAAAAGCAGUGUUUGCAUUGCGAAAGGAAUUUGAAAGAUAUGUUUCUUGGGGCAAAGAAAUAGAUGAAGGGAGGAUCCCUGAUGGUUUACAAGACGUUCUUGAAGAAUUUGGUAUCCUUAAACAAGAACAGUGAAACUAAUUGUGAUAAUUUAUAUAUAAGAUUUUUUGGUGAAAAUGAUGUAUUCUUAAUCCUAAUGAUGAUAUGGUACCAGUUAUUUUUUAUUAUAUGUUAAAAUGUUUAUAUUUAUUAAAUUAAAAUUGAAAAAUGUUUUAAA